GCUACUGGAACGAGCGAGAGAGAGGAGCUUAAUACCGAGAUCCUGGAAGCCUAUCUCAAUAGCUCAAUUAUUACUAAAGCUUUGAUUUCUCUUAUUAUUAUACGGAAUUUGUCUUAUGCUCUCAUUGAAUGGCCAGAGUUCCAUACCUUUUGCUAA
Hyaloscypha bicolor E is the source of this 156-nucleotide messenger RNA. RefSeq lists its product as uncharacterized. The record is from RefSeq and is a predicted model, not a curated record. The annotation marks the transcript as partial. Lineage: Eukaryota; Fungi; Ascomycota; Leotiomycetes; Helotiales; Hyaloscyphaceae. The transcript has a single exon.